Molecule: messenger RNA, 2837 nt
Organism: Dipodomys ordii (Ord's kangaroo rat)
Lineage: Eukaryota; Metazoa; Chordata; Mammalia; Rodentia; Heteromyidae
Exons: 17
Coding region: 180-2837 (885 amino acids)
Source: RefSeq, a predicted model, not a curated record
UGCAUUCUCCCUUCCAUCUGAAGUAUUGAACUUUGUAUAGUAGAAGUUCACAAGUUACUCCAGAAGGCCCAGAAAAAGGAAGAGACUUAUCUCUUUCCUUCGAUGAACUCCAGUUCUUGUCACACCUCGUAAAAUCCUUGUUGAAGCUGGAAAAUGAUGUUCAGGAAUUGUUUCAAGGAAUGUUUUCAUCACUUAUAGUGCCAAGGAAGUCUUCAGGAGUUUUUGAAAAAUCUAAUAGAAAAGUUAUGAUAGAGAGAACAAGAGCAAAUGAACCCAGUAUUCUUUCAGAGCAAUUGCUACCAGUAAAAGAGGCUACAUUACUAGAUUUUGGCUGGAGAAAUGCAUUUAAGGAACUAUCUCUUCCCAUGGCAUAUUGCAUAACAACUACAGUUGAAAAUUUUUCCACAAGAAUUCUCCAACAGGAACAGAAAGAAAGAUCUUCAGUUAUGAGCUAUGCUAUGAACCUUUUUUGUUCUAACAUCAUGGAAAAACUUGACACAAUACUUCCACUGGCUCUGGCAUGCAGAGAUGAUUCUUUUCAGGAAAUUAGAGCAAACUUGGUGGAGGCCUGUUGUAAAGUGGCAACAGCUGUCCUGGCAAGACUGCAAGAGAGAAGCAAAGAGGUUCCUUCCAAAGCACCCCUGAAAAAUGUGCACAUCCUACUCUCCACAGCGGUCUAUGUCCUCCAGCACUUCAUGCAGUAUGAUCAUUUUAUGAAAGAAACUACUAAUAAACCCAUGUUCCUGGUGCCUGUCCAGAGAUAUCAGGAAUUCAUCAACGCGCUACAGUUUCAGGUUACGAACUACUGCGUCAGAGUUUGUGCUACAAGCAUUUUACAGGAUGCUGAGAGCCACCACUGGGAUGACUACAAAGCUUUUUAUGAGGGGGAAAGAUGCUCCUUCUCACUCCAGAUGUGGCAUUAUUUCUACUGGGCUCUUCAGCAUGAUCUCUGGACCAUACUUCCCCCUAAGUUAGCCCAGGAGAUUCUCACAGAAGUGCUGGAGGAAUCUUUGGGUCUGUUGGCCUCCAGAUAUGCUCGGGCCAAUCCCAGUUAUAAGAGGACUCCACAGAUACGACUUGAUGUCAUAACAAUUUUCACAUGUACAGAGAAUAUGUUAUGGUCAAUUUGUUCAUCUGUACAGGAACUUCUGAAUCCUCAUGCACAUAAAAAUGAUAAAAUUUUAAAAAUUCAUUCCCACUGUAAUAAUCUAUUUACAACAUUAGCCAUUUUGACUUCACCAUUGACAGAAUUAUAUAAAGCCUUUCAGCAUGGCAUGGAUGAGUCAGCUUCAGGCUCCUUGCAAACCUUUUUCAACCAACCAUUACAUUGGCUUUCCUGCAUAUCACAUUUCUACCCUUCUCUACUCAGGACUUCAUCAGCUGGAGGAUUGAAAGUGGAAGGUCAAUUGAAACUGCUCUUAUCCCAGCCCGGUUGUAACUGGAACCUGCUUCUUGAAACCCUGCUGUGUAAUGAUGGCCUUUUACCAAGAAUCUUGUUGAGAAGCUCAAAAUGCAACUUUCAAGAACAAGCUUCUGAGACAGAAAAUAAUCUGAACCAAGCACCCAGUGUAGUAGAAGCCACCUUUAAAGUACUAUACCACUGCAAUCUUUCUCCACAAACAUUUGGAAAUGUUUUUGUGGCCUACAUGGAAGAAGAGCAAUUAUGGGAGUUUUUAUAUAACAUUCCAGAUUCAACAAACAUGGAGUCUGAGCCAGAGGUCGUCCAAUGCUUGAGACUGGUACUGACGGAUGCUGUCAAGGACACUGUGCGUCUGAUAAUAUCUGUGAUGAACCCUGGGAGAAACUGUGAAACAAGCCUAAGCAAACCCAGAGUUCCCAGUUGCUUGCUUGAAAGCAUUCCAAAGGAAUGGAAUUAUAUUCCAAAAGAAACAAAAAGGAAAGAACCAAACAAAGGCUUCACAAGGUUUGCUGCUCAGGCAAUAUCUAUUGUAAUCAGCAAGCUACCUACAGUGAUUGCAUGUUUGCCUCCCUCAAUUAAAUACUUCUUUUUUCUGUCUGAGAGAAAAAUGUCAAAAAACUUUGUGGAAUUGAAGAAAGUUGGCCUGCUUGUCUGGAACUUGGUUAUAAUUACAUGUCGGAUAUUUGGGGAUGGAAACACUGUGGAACUCUUAACAGGUGCCUCCCUUGACAGAUGGAGUAAAGAGAAACUCAGUUUAAUUUGUGCAUGUUUGGAAAGCAUCAUUCAAGGGCACAGUAGCCCUAACCAAAACAUUCAGAAGGUCACACAGAGCAUUGAGCAACAAAAUCCCAACUGGAUAGAACGCCAACUGUUGAAAGCAAGGAAACUUAGCACUGAAUGUGCACUUAUGACAAUGGAGAAAAGCACAGUUUUAGAAGAAGGAGAUACUCCUCUUGAACUGACUGAGCAGAAAAUAAACACGAUGGUCCUGGAUCUCUGCCACAAACCAGGUGGCAGCGAAUACCUGAGGCAAAUUUAUCACAUCAUGCGGCUCAAUGAGGAAUAUUUAAAAGAACAGCUGUUUUCUAUGAAGGGUUCAGAGGAAAAGCCAUUGCCCAUCCAGCCUUUAAAGAUGCCCUUAAGGAGUGUGGAGGAUGCGCCUUCUGCCUUUAACCCUUUCCAUGUGAAUAAGGUGUUCAGUGAACACAUGGUAGAUCAAUCAGCCAUCACAAAAUGGAGCUGGAAUUGGUCAAACUUACUGCCAAAUUAUCUGGGACUGGAUAAGAUGACCUUCAGUGUACUGCUCAAAAACAGGGUUCAUUGGAGGAAAUUGACAAGCCAUCCUGCAGGAUCCAGAUGGUUGAUAUUUUACAAAGAGAAGCAACUACACAGCCUUUUUUCUCACCUUCCUUUUUGA